Messenger RNA from Pomacea canaliculata, 7224 nucleotides. RefSeq names its product long-chain-fatty-acid--CoA ligase 4-like. Gene Ontology annotation, cellular component: plasma membrane; lipid droplet; endoplasmic reticulum. Bases 312 to 2441 code for a protein of 709 amino acids. Lineage: Eukaryota; Metazoa; Mollusca; Gastropoda; Architaenioglossa; Ampullariidae. The transcript has 18 exons. Gene Ontology annotation, molecular function: long-chain fatty acid-CoA ligase activity. Gene Ontology annotation, biological process: long-chain fatty-acyl-CoA metabolic process; long-chain fatty acid metabolic process; neuron differentiation. The record is from RefSeq and is a predicted model, not a curated record.
GACUGAGCAUACAGUCUAGUGGAUACACCCUGCCAUGCAUGGUCAUGGGUCAGGAGGGGGUACCAGGGAGAGUGUUGAGAUAAUGCUUGACAAAUACAAGUGGGCUUGGCUGUGGAGAACGAGGAUAUAUAUCAGUCUACAAGUAAAGCAAGGGAUCAGAGGGUCCAAGGCAAAGUCCAGUUUCAAAGUAGGUUGCACCUGGCUUUAUCUGAGAAUGAGCGUGCUGUAAGGACCAGACAAAAGCACCAGGGCCACCAGUAUUCCUACAGUAGCUUGAUAUCCGAGGUCAGAAAAGUACUACAUAAGCCAGAAUGGGGGAUGCACUGACUUUGAGUCUCGUGGGUCUCUUGCGAGCAAUUUCCCUGAUCUAUGAUAUUUUGGCCUUUAUUCCAUACUACCUCUUUUUCAACCCCAGGAAGCAGCUUCAAGAAUCACGCAAAGUCAAGGCACGUCCAAUCUCCAGUGAUCCAUUUGCCCCAUGGCGAUCUGUGGAUGUUCCGGGGGAGUUGACCACCACUCUGUUUCCUGAGUGUGUUACUCUUGAUGACCUGUUUGUAAGGGCUGUGAAGUUGUAUGCUAAUGAAAAGUGUCUUGGAACAAGAGAGCUUUUGAGAGAAGAGGAUGAGAAGCAGCCAAAUGGACGUGUGUUUAAAAAGGUGGUGCUUGGUGAGUACGAAUGGCUCACAUAUGAAAGGGUAUAUCAGAGGAUAUCCAACUUUGGAAGUGGCAUCCUUGCAUUGCGUCAGAAGCCACGGUCAAAACUGGUCAUCUUUGCCGAGACACGUGCUGAGUGGAUGAUCGCAGCACAAGCAUGCUUCAAGUACAACUUUCCAGUUGUGACCUUGUAUGCCACUCUGGGUCAAGAGGCCAUCAUACAUGGUAUCAAUGAAACGGAUGUGACGCAUGUCAUCACUAGCAUGGAUUUGCUAAGCAAAUUUGAUGGAAUUCUUGACCGGAUGCCAAAAGUAACACACUUGAUCGUGAUGGGGGGUGAUAAGCAGAAGAUGCAACUGAAACAGAAGCCUGAUCAUGUGUCUUUGCUAACAAUGGACCAGGUAGAGACGGAGGGUUUUCGCCCAGAAAACAUCCAAACUCCAGUAACAAAACCUUCCCGCGAGGACAUUGCUGUAAUCAUGUACACAAGUGGCUCCACAGGGCUGCCAAAAGGAGUAGUGAUCACUCAUGGAAAUCUCAUGUCCGGCAUGUCUGGACAAUGCCAGAGGAUUCCAAACCUUGGCUAUUCCGAUGUCUUCAUUGGUUAUCUCCCCCUUGCUCAUGUUCUGGAACUGAGUGCUGAGUUAUCAUGUCUUGCACAUGGCGUUCGUAUUGGUUAUUCAUCACCGUUGACCCUUACGGAUCAGUCCAGCAAGAUCAAGAAAGGCAGCAAAGGAGAUGUGUCUGAGUUAAAGCCCACCCUAAUGGCUGCAGUACCUGUGAUCAUGGACCGUCUGUACAAGGGAGUUUGGGAGAAGGUAAACUCAGGGGGUCCUGUGAGCCGUGCUGUCUUCCAGUUUGCUUACAACUACAAGCGGCGGCAGCUGGACCGGGGAUAUGAUACACCUUUGCUUAACAAAGCAGUUUUUACGAAAGUAAAAAUGUUACUGGGUGGAAACAUCAGAAUGAUGCUGUCAGGUGGAGCACCCCUUUCAGGAACCACCCAACGCUUCAUGCACAUCUGUUUUUGUUGCCCAGUUGCACAAGGUUAUGGUCUGACAGAAACCUGUGGAGCUGGCACUGUGGCAGCAACAACCGACCUGAGUGUGGAGCGUGUUGGUGCACCCCUAAUAUGCUGUGAAUUUAGACUACGAGACUGGCCAGAGGGUGGUUAUUUGAACACUGAUAAGCCAUGUCCUCGUGGGGAGAUCCUUAUAGGAGGAGGUAAUGUGGCCCAAGGUUAUUACAAACUGGAAGAGCAAUCCAAAGAGGAUUUUAUCAGCAUAGACGGAGUGAGAUACUUUUGUUCAGGCGACAUCGGGCAGUUUGACAGUGAUGGCUGCCUCCGAGUCAUUGACCGGAAGAAAGAUCUAGUGAAGCUGCAGAUGGGAGAGUAUGUGUCGCUCGGCAAGGUGGAGACAGUGCUUAAAAUGUGCCCACUUGUGGACCAAGUGUGUGUGUGUGCUCAUAGCGACCAGAACUUCACCGUAUGUCUGAUUGUGCCAAACCCUCGUGGCCUGGACACACUGGCUGCCAAAGCAGGACUUGGAAACAUGGACCUUCAGACACUGUGCAAAAAUCCCAAGAUAACACAAGAGAUCACCAAUAUUCUCAAUAAGCAUGCUACAACCUCAAAGCUGGAAAAGUUUGAGAUCCCUCAGAAAUACACUCUCGUCCCAGAGCCAUGGUUGCCAGAUACUGGACUUGUUACUGAUGCAUUCAAGUUAAAGCGCAAGAACAUUGACCAGCACUUCAAGAAUGAGAUUGAUACGAUGUAUUCUUUGUAGAGCCAGUCACUGUUGUGUGGAAUCUAAUUCCUGGAGAAUUUCAGACACUAAGAGUAGGGAGAAGGCAUGUUGUGCCAGUAUUUGCUAACUGGUGCAAAGGAAAAAAAGUCAGUGGUGCAUGUGCCAUAUAAAAGGAUUCUUAAGACUGGCUUUCUAAAAUUUUAUUGUAACCUUCCUUCAAACUGCAAGUGACCUAUUGAGCUGUUGGAAUAUUGGUGUUUCUGCAUAGCAUUCUUUCUGCUGUCUGAGAUUGAAGUGUGUACAAGUCCUUGGGUGCAGAUCUUACAUCAUGCAAAUCGUAACAAUGGUACUUUUGUUUCUUUUCCUUGUGUGACAUGCCCAUGCAUAAUUUUAUUUUACAUUGACAGAUCUGUUGUUUUUUUGUUUCAUUCACCUGUCUUCUAAACAAGCACAUAUGUCCUCUGGAGCUGGUGUGUAUUUUGUGUGUGUGUGUGCACAUCCAUUCGCGUAGCAUUGAACAGAGCUUUUGUGGCUGGGUUAAACUGUUUAUAAACAGGAUCAUGAUGCUGCUAGCUUCCCUUUUUUUUUUCUUUUUUUUAGGGAGAAUGUUUUUCAGCAGUUCCGAGAAUGGGUUUUGUCUCAUUUUUGUUUGAACACCUUUUGAGUCAUAUUUUGAUGGACUGUUUGAUUUGUAUGUUGGAUUUUAUAUCUUUUUCUUCUUUUUAAGUUUUAAAGAAUCUUCCUAGCCAUCAUCCUCUUUCGCACAAGUUCAUCCACAGCCAUUUGAACAGAUCUAGAAUUUUCCUCUUCCUGUUUUGUAAAAUGUUUGUGGUGAUAUACUUGGUUGUUGUAUGUGGAAAAUGUAUUUUGUGAUUGUUUAAGGGUUUUACUCAAGUUAAAAUUACCUCUCUUUCUCUCUUAGUCACAAGUGACUGCUUAAUAACACCUCAGCAUUGUUUAGUAACAAUAGUUACUGCAAGUGUCAGUAAUUAUAUCCCACAGAUAUUGUGUUCACAUUUGUUUACAUGUGCAUAUUGAUGCAUUCACUCAGUCCUGCUACACCUAAAGAAAGUAGUAGACAGGCAUUCAUGACACUGAAUCAUGGUAGUCUUGCUCAUGUCCACACACCUUACAGAUUCCACAAGGCCAAGGAAAGUGUUGUAAAGAAUUCUUCUUUGGAGGGAAAUUUACAGUCUCAACCACUGGAAGUUUUGAUUUUAUCACUUUCCAUCUCUUGUUUAAAGAGUUCAGGACCUUUUUGAAAACUUUUUAUUUUGUUUCUUUAUUUUUUUACAUAAUUAUUUGCCAAUGCACUAGCAAGGAAGAACAUAUUUUUGGUGACGUUUUGCUUGGUUGUGUUUGCAGAUUUUUUUUUUUUUUGGAGUGGGGGGGUUGAUUUUUAUUUUUGUUUGGUUUUUUCUUUUUAUGAAGCACCCUAUAGCACGUUUAUAACUUUCAUUAUAUUGGCUUUAGAAGAGUGUAAAUUGUGGGAGCUUUAUAAGGGUGAAGAUUCAAAAGCAAAUUGUGAACAAAUGUGUUAAAGCAAAAUUCCUAUAAAUCAUGUACUAGCUUUUUGUAUUGCAUCUCUGAAAUUUUGUGUAGCCUUAAAUAUUAGGACUAUUCAUUGGUUCCAUGCAUGUCAUUGUUUUACCUACAGCUAUUAAUUUUGCGCUGAUGGGAAUGUCAUAAAAGCACAACACAAUAUAAUUUGAUGUCUGUUUGACCAUUAUCAAGCCAGUACAGACUUGUGUAAAUUUGUAUUUCUAGUACAAUUUGUUUGCAUGGUGCUAAAUGGUGAACAUGUCUGUCAGAAAUAUUUCCAGUGUAUGUUAUAAUUUUGUUUUUAGUUUUGUAUUUGUUGUGUAAUAUAUUUACAAAUAUGUAUGCUCAUAGGCAUGUCUGCUGCAACUCUUGUGGAUAAUGUGUAUGUCAAGUAAUUUGAAAGGAAAGUGAUAAAAUCAGGGAAAGGGGGCAAACUUAUACAAUUUCCCAUGUUUGGAAUGAUGGUUGAUGCAUAUGUUGUGCAGAAUAGUAUUUUAAUACUUAUAUUUAGAUGGGGCAGUGCUUCAGAGAUUUUUGCAUAGGUCCCUCAUUGUGGAGAUAUCUGUGGGAGAGAUAGGAACAGUGCUUUAAGAAACAAAAAUGUUACAACAUUGAUCAUGUGAAAGUAGAACAUCAAGAAAAUAUCCAUGUAACAUUUAGUGAUUUAGCUAAAAGGGUUGUUCAAAAUUUUGAAGAUCAGAGAUGGAAAUGAAGAUGGGACCUCCCCCAACCCCCACCUUGAAGAUCUUUAAUUUUGACCAAAAAAUGUGUUUCCUCCCAUUUACCAUUAAGGCAUGAAAGUAUGAAUCUUUAGAUCUCUGUGUGUUUCUUCCAUGUUAGAAUAUAUUUUGUUUUUGAAAAAUGGCAUUAUUUUUAUAUUUUAUAUUUUUGUUUUAACUGGGUUUACUCUGCAGACUGCAAAAGAAUAAUGAAUUGCAGUGAAGGAUUCUUAGAAAAUUCAAUCAUGUCAUAUUUUUGACUUUUUUUUUUUUGCUUCUCUUCUUUCUCCUGUCCCAUGGAGAAUGAAAUAUUUGUUUCCACAACUAAGCCUGAAGGAGCUCUUGUGUGAUCUGCUGCUACUUCAUCAGCACUCUGUACCCCACUUUCCCAUAGUCUCAGAAUCAAAGACCAGCAGGCAGACUGGCAUAGUUUGGUGAGGCUUGGACUAGAGAUCAAGAUAAUUGGGUGCUGGUUUAAUCUUAGUUUGGUGGUACAGCGAAGAAAAAAAAAGGUUGUUGCCAAGUGAGGAUUAUAGGGCCAUGUGUUGGGAUCUCACACAAGCAAAGUUUCUUGGAAUGUAGCACCUGCUACAGGGCCAAACCAGCACCCGUAGAUGCUGCCUUAUUAUUUCAGGUGUGCAUAAACAUAAUUGUGUCAACUUAUUCUCAAUGGGCUGUUCAUAUUGAUAUAUAUCAACACUUUUUGAAAUGAAGCCUUUGCAUAAAGCUUGGCAUAUUUUUAGCAUUUACAAUCCACUUGAUUGUACUUGUCAACCUAGAAGUCCCCUUAAGCAGUCUAUCUGGCAUGGAUGUUAAUCACUGCUUUUAAACAAUUCUCAUUAACUUUUGCCUGCUUAAAUUUUGCCUUUGAACUUUGGUACAAAAUGAUCACUUUAACAUUGAAAGGGAAACAGUGAACAAGUCCACACGAGAAAACUGUACUCACAUAUUUGUAUCUACAAGAUUGUGUACAGUGGGCAGUACUAUAGAAGAGAAAGCUCAGGGAAUUUUUUUCCCUUCACAAUUUUUACAUGGUUGGAUUUUCUUUUUCUUUUUGCAGAAUCUGUUAAACAGCUCCAGUGUUUAAUACAUGUUAAAUGUCAUGCUAUUUCUGUCUGAUUUGUACCAAAUCUCAUAACACAGUCGACUCAUCAUUUAUGCUUAUUCAAAGUAUGUGAAUUGAAUUAAUGCAUUAAGAUCUAUAUAAAAAAUAGUGUGACUUGCAGGAGAAAUGUUCUUGAUCUUGAUGUUCUGUUAAACAUCAUAUAUUGGAGUUUUCUCCAUGAUGGCUUCAUGUAGGAGGGGCAGUUUUUGAUGUUUAUAAUCUUAAGUAAUUUCCAGCAAUACACCUGCAUUGAAGUUAAGCUGACAUAAAAAAAAAAUUUACUAGGUUUUUCUAAGAAGUGAAUAAUUUAAUUGUUCAUAAGUCUGCCUUUGUCCUCUUGCUGACAAGUCUUAUACUGCACCAUGCUUUCAAAAAACACUUUUAAUGUUCACUUCCCCCAUAAAUGUCAAACAGACAAAAAUGUCAGACAGUAAUGCAUAUGAUUACAGUGAAUUGACAGCUUGCAUGAAAAGAAAGUGGUACAAAUGAAAGCAUAAGAGCAAUUUGUAAGUGUAAAAAGUGAUAAGAGUGUGAAAGCCCUUAACCAAUAUUAUGAAAAAGUUCUUUUUACAUGUUACAAAUAAUCAAAUUACACAUGGUCCUUCUGGAAUGCAACCCAUGCAUAAAUCAUGAGUCACCUGUGCUGUCUUGAUGCCUUUCUAAUCCAGAGCUGUGAAUUUUUUGGUGUUAAAUCCUGUUAAAAUGGGUUAUCUUUGCAUUAUCCUGUCUGAACCAUUGAUUUUGUGUCCUUCACUGUAUCCGAGUGUUUGCAUGUAAAUGUGUGCACAUUUUUGUGUGCAUGAAUGCAAAAGUGCACUUGCUGAUGUUAGAGAAUUACUUGUCAGGCGAGCUAAGUGUUUUACCUAUAGUUUUUGAUGUAGGGGUGGUCUUCACCAUAUAUAAAACUGUGUAUCGGGAUGUUGCGUUUAAACAUUAUCAUUUAAAAGGUGUGCCAUGCAGUUUCUUCUGAGCAUCUGUCUAAAUGUUCUGUACAAAGGUGUUCCAUAUAGUCUCUUCUGCACCACUAUGCUACUAAUUUUUUCGUUGAGAGGGAUCAUAAUAAAUAUAGGGUCUUAAUAUUACAGCAGUUUAUACAAGAGAAUUCAACUUGAGAAUCGGAGACAGCACUUGAAAGUGCUGAAAGAAAAUAUUAGCCCACGAAUUUACUGUCACAGAGAUGACCCUCGUCAGUAGGUUUUGCAUUUGUUCUGAAUACUUGGGAAGUUGUUGCUAAACAGCUAUCACCACAUCCUUACUAUUAUUAUUGUUGUUGAUAUACCUUUAAAUAUUAUUGUUUCUGUACACACACAUGCAAAUUUGUUGUGCUUCAUUAUUUUUUUUUUAACAUGACAAGUCCACUUUAGGAGAGGAGAACUAUAUCUAUAUUUAGUUAUAUGCUCAUGCUUUGUGUGAUACGAUCUUACCAUUAAAAGGGCAAUUCCCAAUAUAUUGCCAA